AUGCACAGCAGCAGCUUGGAAGGACUCAUUCCUUGUUUUUGUUCUAUUUUUUUCUCUCUCUUUUUAACCUGUGCUCUCUCAGGUCCACAAUCACAGGUGAGCUCAGCUCCUUUGCUGACAAUGAACAUCACACACUUGGCAUUCUCAUUUCAGCCCGUGCUGCUCAACGCCACCGAAGACUUCAACGACUCCAUCCCGAACAACAGGAGUGGAGAUGGAUUUUGUGAGCAGGUCUUCAUCAAAGCCGAGGUCUUCUUGACCCUGGGGAUCAUCAGCCUGCUGGAGAACAUCCUUGUCAUUCUGGCAGUGCUGAAGAAUGGGAACCUGCACUCUCCCAUGUAUUUCUUCCUGUGCAGCCUGGCUGUGGCAGAUAUGUUGGUGAGCAUGUCCAACGCCCUGGAGACCGUCAUGAUCGCAAUCCUCAGCAACGGCUACCUGGUCAUUGACGACCACUUCAUCCAGCACAUGGACAAUGUAUUUGAUUCAAUGAUUUGUAUUUCUCUGGUAGCCUCCAUUUGCAACCUCCUGGCCAUAGCCAUCGACAGGUACAUCACUAUUUUCUAUGCCCUCCGUUACCACAGCAUCAUGACGGUGAAGAAAGCCCUGACCCUCAUUGUGCUCAUUUGGGUGGCUUGCAUCAUCUGUGGCAUCAUUUUCAUUGCCUACUCGGAGAGCAAAACUGUCAUAGUGUGUCUCAUCACCAUGUUCUUCACCAUGCUGCUGCUCAUGGCCUCUCUGUACGUGCACAUGUUCCUGUUUGCCCGCCUGCACGUCAAGCGCAUCGCGGCGCUGCCCGUCGAGGGCGUGCCCCCCCAGCGCACCUGCAUGAAGGGGGCUGUCACCAUCACCAUCCUCCUGGGGGUCUUCAUUGUCUGCUGGGCGCCUUUCUUCCUCCACCUCAUCCUCAUCAUCUCCUGCCCCAUGAACCCCUACUGCAUCUGCUACACCGCGCACUUCAACACCUACCUGGUGCUGAUCAUGUGCAACUCGGUCAUCGACCCGCUCAUUUACGCCUUCAGGAGCCUGGAGAUGAGGAAGACUUUCAAAGAAAUCGUGUGUUGCUGCUAUGGCAUGAGUGUGGGACAGUGCAUGCUGUAA
This is a messenger RNA of Cinclus cinclus, 1098 nucleotides long. RefSeq names its product melanocortin 3 receptor (gene MC3R). Lineage: Eukaryota; Metazoa; Chordata; Aves; Passeriformes; Cinclidae. Gene Ontology annotation, cellular component: membrane. The record is from RefSeq and is a predicted model, not a curated record. Gene Ontology annotation, molecular function: melanocyte-stimulating hormone receptor activity; peptide hormone binding. Gene Ontology annotation, biological process: G protein-coupled receptor signaling pathway.